UUUUUUCGAUAUAUUGAGAAAAAGAACACUGCGUUCGAACCCACGAAAAAGUAUCGAGUUGGUCGAGGGUCGCUGCGAUUGUUCCGGUUGAUAUAUCGUCACUCGAAGAUUCAAACACGCUUAUGUCGCAUUGCAAGAAGCAACGUUCUUUGCGUUUAUAUGGACGCUUUGUGGAGUUGAUGUGAAUCGUGACGAGGAUAGUGCUAAAUAAUACCUAAAAGUAGAAAAUUUAUAUUAAAAAUGAAAAUCCUCAUAAUAGUCCCUGUUUUAAUAAUACACUAUGCAUGUGCAUCUUCUGCAUCAUACAUACAACCUCGGGGCACAGUAACUUACAUGGAAGAUGGUUUCCACAUAGAGAAGCAAAUAUCAGGACUCCAUAUUUAUUGCUAUAAGGGAAAGAUGAAGUACCUCUUUCAUAUAUGGCAAACCGUACUGAUGAACCUUGACGUAGAUGGUGAAUCAUACGGGCAGUAUGAUGGAAAAUCAGCUGCUGAAGUAGCACAAAAAUAUGAAGAACUUCGGACAUCCUGGAGCUUAAAUUUGUUCAACACAAAAAAAAAAGAAAUCAAACUUAAUCCAUUCCAGCAAACUUGCAUCGGAAUUGAGACCAGUCAUGUUUACCGUAUAACUCUAAAAUCUAUAGGAAUUGACUUUUGGAAAGUAACUUUAUUGAUUCUGGGAAUCAUAGUAUUUUUGUUUGCAAAAAAAUUGAGCUAUGAUCCAAUAUUUUAUUAUAUAUGUGGGAUCACGCUUGGUGUUACAACGUCUCUAUUGAUACUGAUAUACCUCAUCAGCAAAUUGCUUCCCAAAGGUAAAACCAUGUAUCUACUAGCAGCUGGUGGUUGGACAGUAAGCCUUUAUCUUGGACAAUUGAUCUGGGAAAAUGCUCAAAUGAUUGCUGUGCAGUAUCGAGAAUAUGUAAUUUGGUAUAUAAUUAUCACGUCGUUAAUAAGCUUUGUGGUUUGUUAUCGGUUCGGCCCAGUUACAAACAAACGCACCAAAACUAUUAUACAGUGGUUCCUUCAGGCCUCAAGUUUUGUAAUGAUAUACUGCAGCAGUCACUUCGAUGAAGCUGCUGUUGGAAUUUGUAUAUUGUUGGUCAUUGGGUACAACUUUCCACAUUCUUUCGUACGUAAGGGAAAAUCUUAUUGGAAAGCGAAGUUUCCGCAACGGCGAAAGUUGCUGACAGAAGACGAAUAUCAUGAAGAGGGUAUGCGGGAAACUGAGCAUGCAUUGAGCAAUUUGAGAGAAUAUUGCUCAAGUCCUGAAUGCAACCAGUGGAAGACCGUCUUGAGGCUCAAUGACCCCAUCAGGUUCGCUAACUUUAUGGAAGGUAAUUCACAUCUUGCAGACAACGAAGUACUGCAGUACGAAACUGAAACUACAUACUCGCAGGAAGAAUGUGAGUAUACUGACGAUGAAGACUAUCUACAACUGACCGAUUAGAAAUGAAGCUCAAUGCCAAAAAAGUCGUGAAUCAAACGCAUCGUUCCUGAAUGAAACUUCAAGCAGCUGCACCGGGUCUAAAUUAUAUGCUAACUUUUAAUCGCAAGAGAGAUAAAAUAUUUUCUCAACUACUACGGAGAUCACCAAAUUCACAGUGUUCAAAAAAUGUAAAUAUUAGUACAUAGUUCCUUUUUGUCGCUCAACAUAUGUUAUUGAUUUUACACCUUUGGAAUAAUAUGAUAAUUAUAUUAAUAGAAAAAAAUGGAUUCUUCCAUACAUGAUACUCAUAUUGAGAUAGGUCAUUAAAUUUCCGAUAAUAUUCCAAGCAGAGGCGUUAGGAAAACCAUUCUUUCGUGACCUCAGUUUUUAAUUCGAUUGACUAACUCUGAUUUGCCAAACAGUCUUAAAAAUACUUAACAUCGUGUUGUGACUUAGAAAUACACUCGUAAUUUAAUAUUUAUUGUCAAUUCAUGGUUCUAAUAAAAUGAAUUUCUAUUCGAAA
Messenger RNA from Athalia rosae (coleseed sawfly), 1948 nucleotides. RefSeq names its product nuclear envelope integral membrane protein 1 (gene Nemp). Bases 241 to 1446 code for a protein of 401 amino acids. The transcript has 8 exons. NCBI's taxonomy places the organism in Eukaryota, Metazoa, Arthropoda, Insecta, Hymenoptera, Athaliidae. Gene Ontology annotation, cellular component: nuclear envelope. The record is from RefSeq and is a predicted model, not a curated record.